GACGCGGCCCGCUUGGCUGGGUCUCCUUGCCGCGGGUACGAGGGACAGGCACUCUGUGCCUGUGCCGCAUCCUCUGUGAUUCGGAGCAACUCUCUUGGUUAUUCCCUUCCCAGUGGCCCCAUCUCGGAUCUCCCGCGCCGGGGCAGGGCCAGGGAGCCGUGCCCGCAGAUAUUACCAAGGCUUUAUGAAUGGGAUGAGCAUACUGCUGUUGACUGCUUACUGACAGUAACCAGCUGGAUACUUCAAGAAUCAUGUUUUCCUUCUCAGAUUUUCCAAUUGGAGCUUGAUUAUACUGAUUUUUAAAAAGAAGACAAAAUCAAUGCUGAGUACUGUAAACUUGACAUGGAUAAUAAAAAGAAAGACAAGGACAAACCAGAUGAAAGAAUGACACGGCCUAGUGGGAAGUCAGGCCAUAAUCCAUGUGGAACUGACUCUUCAAGUUCUGGAGUGUUAAUGGUUGGCCCUAACUUCAGAGUUGGCAAAAAGAUUGGAUGUGGGAACUUUGGAGAACUACGAUUAGGAAAAAAUUUAUACACAAAUGAAUAUGUGGCAAUUAAACUGGAGCCAAUGAAGUCGAGAGCACCACAGCUACAUUUGGAAUACAGAUUCUACAAGCAGCUAGGAUCUGGAGAUGGAAUACCUCAGGUUUACUAUUUUGGCCCAUGUGGCAAAUAUAAUGCUAUGGUGCUAGAACUACUUGGACCUAGUUUGGAAGAUUUAUUUGACUUGUGUGGUAGGACAUUUUCUCUUAAAACCGUUCUUAUGAUAGCCAUACAGUUGAUUUCUCGUAUGGAAUAUGUCCAUUCAAAGAACUUGAUCUAUAGAGAUGUAAAACCUGAGAACUUCUUAAUAGGACGACCUGGAAACACAACCCAGCAAAUUAUUCAUAUUAUAGAUUUUGGUUUAGCAAAGGAGUAUAUAGAUCCAGAAACAAAGAAGCAUAUACAGUAUCGAGAACAUAAGAGCCUUACAGGAACAGCUAGAUACAUGAGUAUAAAUACACAUUUAGGAAAAGAGCAAAGUAGAAGAGAUGAUCUGGAAGCUUUAGGUCAUAUGUUUAUGUAUUUUCUCAGAGGAAGCCUUCCAUGGCAAGGUUUAAAGGCUGAUACAUUAAAAGAACGUUACCAGAAGAUUGGAGACACAAAACGGGCAACACCUAUAGACUUAUUGUGUGAAAACUUCCCAGAGGAAAUGGCUACAUAUCUACGUUAUGUAAGAAGGCUAGAUUUUUUUGAAAAACCAGACUAUGACUACUUAAGAAAGCUCUUCACAGACUUACUUGAUCGGAAAGGCUGUAUGUUUGACUAUGAAUAUGACUGGAUUGGCAAACAGUUGCCUACUCCAGUGGGUUCGAUACGUUCAGAUCCUGCACUGUCUUCAAACAGAGAAGCGUAUCAGCACAGAGAUAAAAUACAGCAAUCCAAAAAUCAGUCAACAAGCCACAGGGCAGCUUGGGAGUCACAGCAAGCCAAUCCAUAUCAUUUGAGGGCUCACCUAGCAGCUGACAGACAUGGUGGCUCAGUACAGACUAAACAGCCCCAGUUCCUGCAGCCUCUGCUCAUAUGAAAGAUGUUCCAGUCCCCUGAUCAUCUUGGUGGCCUUGUGCUGGACUCUCUCCAGAAGUUCUCUGUCGCUCUUGAGCUGAGGAGCCCAGAACUGGACAUAGGACUCCAGAUGAAGCCUCACCAGGGCAGAGUAGAGGGGAAGAAGAACCUCCCUUGACCUACUGACCACAUUCUUCUUGAUAUAUCCCAGGAUGCCAUUGGCCUUCUUGGCCACGAGGGCACAUUGCUGACUCAUGGUUAGUUUAUUAUCGAUCAGGACUCCCAGGUCUCUCUCUGCAGAGCUGCUUUUCAGCAGUUCAACCCCCAGCCUUUACUGGUGCGUGGGAUUAUUCUUUCCCAGAUGCAGGACUCUGCACUUGAGGUUCCUCUCUGCCCAACUCUCAAGCCAGUCAAGAUCCUGCUGAAUGGCAGCACAGC
Colius striatus (speckled mousebird) is the source of this 1982-nucleotide messenger RNA. It is a transcript of the gene CSNK1G3, whose product is annotated as casein kinase 1 gamma 3. The record is from RefSeq and is a predicted model, not a curated record. Gene Ontology annotation, biological process: endocytosis; signal transduction; positive regulation of canonical Wnt signaling pathway. Gene Ontology annotation, cellular component: nucleus; cytoplasm; plasma membrane. Bases 343 to 1566 code for a protein of 407 amino acids. NCBI's taxonomy places the organism in Eukaryota, Metazoa, Chordata, Aves, Coliiformes, Coliidae. Gene Ontology annotation, molecular function: ATP binding; protein serine/threonine kinase activity. The transcript has 12 exons.